This is a messenger RNA of Mus musculus (house mouse), 19828 nucleotides long. It is a transcript of the gene Nrip1, whose product is annotated as nuclear receptor interacting protein 1. Gene Ontology annotation, cellular component: nucleus; nucleoplasm; chromatin. The transcript has 2 exons. NCBI's taxonomy places the organism in Eukaryota, Metazoa, Chordata, Mammalia, Rodentia, Muridae. Bases 12564 to 16049 code for a protein of 1161 amino acids. The record is from RefSeq and is a predicted model, not a curated record. Gene Ontology annotation, biological process: circadian rhythm; positive regulation of transcription by RNA polymerase II; cellular response to estradiol stimulus. Gene Ontology annotation, molecular function: nuclear estrogen receptor binding; transcription coregulator activity; transcription corepressor activity.
CCUUUCCCUUUUCUCUUUGGCUUCAUCCUCGUUGGCUUUAAUCUGUUUUAGACCGUCCUUUCUUGGUUGUAAAUUAGCUUACAGUUACCAGAUACCUAUUCUGUAUUUUAUCUAUACGAAUUAUCUCUUUAGGCAGUGCGGUUAAGAAAACACGUAAGGUCCUAUCUAAGGACUUGACAGUAAAGAAUCAGAUCAAUGUAAACAAACAGUGAAAGAGAUUAAGUACCAGAAGAAAGGACAAGACAAUCAAAAAUCUCAAGAGUAGAAUCAGGAGGAUUCUUUCUGGAGUGAUGGGCCGAGAAAAGAAAACAGUGCUACUGUGGAUAAUUUGGUUUUACCCAAACUCGUGGAAGUUGUAAAGCCGGCAUCUCCAUAGCAAUCCAACCCAGGUACAAAGUUAGUUCUUCUUUGGAGAAGAAAACAGAAAUGUUUAGUUACUGUGGGUCCGGCUUCAUAGGUGGGAGUUGUAUACAUUCUACAAAGCGUUUUUGAGAAAUGAUCAAAUAUUUGGUUUGAGUUUUAAAAAAUAAAAUAAAAUAAAAAGGGAUGGGUGAGUCAUAAGUCUGGUGGAAUCUACCCAACUGUAUUUCUAGUAUAAGUGCUGCCUCAGACCUUUAUUCCUGGGCUGUAGCAGCCUGUACAAGCUGGGGGAGAACAGAAUGUGUUGUGCUUGUAAGUUCUCGGGACAAGUUCGCUUUCAAGCCAGAAACCUGGAAACUCUGGUCCGAAAAAGCAGCGUUUGUACCCUAAGCUCACCAUAUGAGGCUGGGGAAAGGGAUGGUAAUUUUGAGUCAACUCCUAGUCCGAAAAGGAAGCAGUGAGCUUAGCUUAAUUGUUUUCCUUAAUGGUUAUAUUUUCUUGUUGUCUCACAAAGAAAAAAUCCUUAAAGAAAGCGUUCUGUUUCCGAAAGUGCCUAAAAGCAGCAGUAGCGAGGACAGAAGGUGUACUGAGUUUGUGGGUUGCCAGCACCCUUGUUUUACUGAGUCACACGAAGCUGAGUUGCAGUCACUUCAGUUGAACAGGUGACUCUGAUGGUGAGCAGAUAAAGAACACAGCCACUUGAAGUUUGCAGUACAUUGAGCUGCUGUGGUGGCCCUGCAGGUCCGUCCCGAGACCCUAAGAAGGGACAGUGCUGAGUUCCAGGCCCUCCUGGGCCACCUGGUACUAGUGACAGACAGUCUAGCUCGAGAAAAGGCGGGGGACUAUCAGUGUAGAUUUUCCUUCUAAGGAAACUAAGAAUAUUUAGAAUGGAGGGCAACUUUUGAAAUACAAAACUUAAUCAUGGAGGAUGAUUUAUUUAUUUAUUUUUGAUGUUUUUCCAUAUACAUAACAUGAUUUGAGAUUUUUAAGGUGAAUAUAUCUGGCUUUUAUUUUAUAAAAUGUGUUUAUCGUUAUUGGGGCUGGAGCUUCUGUGUUCAAUCCUAACAUUGUAUAAAACCAGGCCUGGUGGCACCGGCCCCUAACACCAGCACUCAGGAUCACCCUUGCUUACUUACAUAGUAAGUCUCAAGGCGGCCUGAAAUACAUGAGGCCCGGUGUGUGUGUGUGUGUGUGUGUGUGUGUGUGUAGGUACUAUCCUAAGGAAUGUGUGGUAAACAGUGUUUGACAAGUUGAAGUUAUUUAUAAUAAGCCUUUUUUAUCACAGUUUGUUACACAACCACACUAAAGAAACCAGCGUUAAGCUUUGUAGGAUGGUGAUGUUUUUUGAAUGAAGAAGAGGACUGAAGAAACAAUUAGAUUAUUAAAUAUUGAAAGCAAUAUAAAACAUGGAACACAUAUGAAACUCUUAAUGUCCUGUACUGGUUUUUCCAUAUGUGUGAGCUCAGGUCUUUCAAGAAACGAGUCCUACUAUAUAGUAACUAACAAAAGAAAUUUACUCUUAAGGUGAAUUGUACAGGACCCCCAACCCUGCUCACUUUCUUUGUGCAGUAUUCAUUAGUUUAUUUUUAUAAAAAGAUGAUUAAAUAAAACUGAUAAUUGACUGAGUCAUUUUAGCUUAAAUAUACGACCGUAAUAAUUUUCCACAGAAGGAAAUGCUCUCUGUGAUAUGCCUUUUCACUAGAAAAUUUUGCAUAUUAAUAUGGUUUUUUUUCCUAGUCUGAUUAGAUUAUGGAUAACUUUCAGCAAGUGUUUUGAGUAUUCAACUUUUAUGUCAGAGAAAGAAAUUUCUGAAAAACAUGAAAAUGGCCAGAGAUUUAGUUGGUUCUGAGAGAUGGGGAUGCCAGGUUGGUAAGGUCGGUGGAAAAAAAAAAUACAUGCAAAUGUCUUCCCAAAACGUUCUAAUUUAGAAAUUAGCCCUUCUGGGACUGGUCAUUCCUCAGCACGUAAGGAUGUGGUCUCCCACUCCUGAGUUCAAGCUAUAGACGCACAUGUAGAGGACAGAGCACAUUACACUCGGUGGUUCUACAGCACACACAAACUGGCAUGCCAGGGCUACACAGAGAAACCCUGUCCUGAAAAAAAAAGAAAAGAAAAGAAACACUACCAAAAGAAUAGUACUCCUUCAGGCCCAGAGGCCUCCAGUGUGUGCCUCAUAUCAUGUAUAGUACAGAAUUUCCUAGGUACAGUAUGCCACAGUUUAUGUUGGCUAUAGUAAGUAAGAGCUUAGCAAUAAUAACCAAUGAUAAGACAAUAUAGAAAUAAGGUAUAAAAAAAUCUUUUGUGGAGUUGUCUUUAUCUUGAAGCAUCUUACACUGUGUUGACUAUUCUGGGCCAAGACGACUUAAACUGGAAAGCAAAGUCUUAGCCACAUAGAGCCGAUGCAGUGUCCUUUGCUUAGUAUAUAAUAGUGUGUGGAUGCAUUUAAACUUCUACACUGUGGGUGCAGGAACGUGGUGCAGGCAAACCCCAGAUCAGUCCAUUUAAUUGGAAUUAAUUGCCGUAAAUCAGUCUGGCUGCCACCCUCGGAGCUUCUCUGGCUAUGGACAACCCUGGUAAGGAGAUCGAGAACCUUGGCUCAGAAGAAGUGUUGUUAAUUUCCAACAUUGCUUCCAUCUAGUUAUAAUUCCCUUCCUCACGGCCAGCCAUCUUAUUUCAGAGGCUAAGCCUGCAGCUUUUACCGAGGUCCUCGUCCCAAAUAUCUCAGCCACCACAUCCCCCCCCCCCCAACUCCAACGGACUUGUGUUGUUUUUCUAGUCAUUUUAUGCUUUUAUGCUUGAGUGACUCUCGGAGCAUAACGAUCAUAGGAAAACAACAAGCCUUUCUUAAUUAAUCCGGAGUUAUCAUUACAGUGGGAAAAGCAUAAUUAACAUUUCUUCUCUAAAUUUGAUAUCUGUAAAGAAUGGCCUCCCCUUGACUCUUCUGAAUAAUUAAUAUGAUUAACGUCAUUUGGGAGGGAAAUCCCUACUCUUCUAGACUUCUGGAUGCGCUUGGAAUUUUUGCUGUUCUGUGAUAGGUCCAAGUGAUGUAAAUUAAGCAAUGGAAGACUCUGGAGAACCAGCCUCAAGCCCACCCUUUUGCUGAGGUUGUGGUCUAUUUCCGUUUGGGUGGCUAACUUGAUCUUGAAUCUCUGCACUCUUGGCCAUCCCAACUUGACAUGUUUCUAACAGCAAAGCUUUUGAUGUGGGUAGCAAACCUUCCCUGUCUGGAAUCAGGCAUCAGUCUCAUGUUCUAACCCCAUUGGUCCCUUUGUAAUCUCAACUGGUUCGUGGGGUGGUCUGAGUAACAUGUGGUGAGAAGUCUCAGUUAGUGUCUUGCCAUUGGUCCUACCCUUCUUGCCACACCUAGAUGUUCUCCACACUGGUGCUUUUAGUGUGUGCAUGAUGAAGCUCUGCUUUCCCUUCUGUUCCCUGUCCAUUUCAGCGCUGUAGUGAGCUCUGUGGCUUUUCAAAGGCUUCUGUCCUGUCAGGGUGGACAUUAAGCAAAAGGCAUUCAGAUCCUAUGUCCCAAUCUUUCACCAGACUCAAGGAUACCCAUAUGAGUGCCACAGCCUGAGAAAGUUCCUAAUUCCUGGCAAAUUCUGUAUUUAAGGGAGGUAACAAUGUUUGUAGAAUGUGUUAUGUCAUGUGCAUGCAUCUCUUCCUUGUUCUCCUGGUCCUUCCGCUCCCUAAACUGUUCCAGUUGGCAAAACACUAGAUUGUCCCUUCAGCCAGUUCCUAUGCCACGUCUGUAGCCGGGUUGCCUUCAGUUCCCGCUCUUUCUUCUCAGAGCUUUCUUAUUUGCUUCAUGGCUUUGUUUAACUCUGAUCUCAGUGUGUUGUUGAUUGGAAAGCUUGUACAACCGGUUCAAGAGGGUUUGCCAUUGAUUAUCCUUGUAGCCUCUAAUGGUAUGGGAAGUGUGCAACAAUGCUGACUGCAAAGAUGGGAAAUGUUUUAAGUCCUCCUUAGUCUUCUACUCAUUUACAACUAACAUCCUUUUCUUUCCUCAACUGGAUCAAGGGGGAAAAUUUGACACAGGAGAUUUCUUUCUCCCCCUUUCUUCUUUCUUCUUUUGUUUUGUUUUCUGUGAUUAGAGAGGUUGGAACUAUCUAAGCAUUUGUGCACUGUAGGCAAGUGCUCUACCACUGAGCCACACCUCUAGCUGAGAGAGAGCAUUCUUCUUCUGGCAUACUUACAGUGGACAGCCUGGAAGCUAGAAAACAUGUCCUUUGUUUGAUGAGAGUCAAGAUGUUGCUUCUUGGCUUUUACCCUACUGUGUCAUCUGUGCUUCCUAAGCUUCUGGGGGUCACUUCCUAUCCCUAAUCUGUUGAGGGUCCAGGUGAGUUUUCUUCUAGGUCAGCAGUAGCGCCUGUAAUGUAUCAUAUGAGAAAUUUCAACUGAGAAGAUUUUUGUAAUGAAAAAGUAUCCUAAGAUGCACUUCAAUAGCCAUUAAAACAUUGGCAUGUGGCUCCUGAAUGGCACCGCGCACACACGUUAGAAAGACACCCCAAAACCACAUUUGUUUUGUCUCAUGAAAGUAGUCUUGAUCUCUUGUGCAUCCUGAAUAGGGACCCUUAAGGACCCUGGAGCAUCACUCACUCAUACUCAGAGACUGCUGAUAUUAGAAUUCACAUUGCCAGCCAGAAUGUUCUAUGCAUUCCUCCUAAUGUCACCUAACUUGUGUUUCGUACAUUUGUCUAAUUUCUUCUUAACUUCUACAGAGUUCAUCAUGUUACCCACUCUUCUAUUAAUGUCUAGACGUAGAAUGUCCUGGAACCUAUUGCCAGUGUCAGCUUGGCAGCCAUAAGCCAGAGAUGCUUAGUCAAGAAGUCAUUUUAUUUGUGGAUACUCAUAAGGUCAUUCCUAGCCAGGCACUGUCAGUAACCCUGGCUUUCAAGAGCAGUCCCUUUUUAUGACUGGUGACACUCCACGCCCUUCUCCUGUGGAGAUCUCACUGUUGAGAUUGUGAAAGCUUUCUCAUUAAUGCAGUCUUAGGAUGAAGUCCAUGUCUUCUUUUGGGACAAUGGUAGGCUCCCCUUCAAGUGUUUCCCUCUCCUCCUCUCCUCCCCUCCCCUCCCCUCCCCUCCCCUCCCCUCCCCUCCCCUCCCCUCCCCUCCUCUCCCCUCCCCUCCUCUCUGCGCCCUUCCUUCCUCUUGCCUCAGCCUGACCCCUGAUGCUGGCUUGCCUUUUGUGCUCUGGCAGAUACUUCCUUGGCCCUAGUGACUCCUGCUCCCUGCACCCUCCUGUUCUACCUUGGCUGACACUCUGUUAAAUUCCUUCUGAGGUCUUAGCAGGACAGUCAGUCUCUAGAGUAUUUAACGACUCUUAAGUUCCCUGAGUACUGGGUCUUCCUGAGAGUUCUGGGAAUGCAGUGUGUACCUUGCGGCUGGAUGGUAAUCCCAAAAUGGCUUCUCAUCAGACUCUUGAUUUAUUAACAGCUCAGAGUCUCUUAUUGUAUGGUGAUGUCAUGAUGCGAGCUGGAAUUUGGGACUUCAUGUGAUUACCAGUGAUAAUCUGGAAGCACAGCAAGAAAUCCACAGAACACUGGGAGUCCUUUAAUCUUUUUUUUUUUUUUUUUUUUUUUUUUUGUUCCAAGCAUAGUAGGCCCUCAGUUAAUGUUUAUCAACUAUUUAUUUUUUCCUUUACUAGUGUUGUAUAAAACUCUUUGCUCCAGCAACCAUACAGUAAUUUAAGCCAGACUGCUACUCCAGCUUCUGGCUCCUAGCCAAAAAAAAAAAAAAUAGGCCUUGAGGUGGGUGCAGUGACCUAGUCAUAUAAUCCUGGCACUUCAGAGAGAGGCUAGUGAGGUAAAAUCAUGAGUUCAAGGCUAGCUGAGACUAUGUAGGAUGUAAGACCCUUUCUCAGAUAAGUAAAACAAAAAAAGAAAAGCAGAACUAUGCCUUCACAUUGUUUAAAAAAUGUUGCACACUGCUUUCAUCAUAAACAAAGCCUUUGCCAAGGAUGAGAAUAUAUUAGGAUGAGAAUAUAUUUGAAUUAUGUACAGGUCAGAUUGCAAAUUCUUAUUUCUACUGGAAUUUUUGUUUUCCUUGAAAUUUCAGACAGAUCAUAUCAACACAGUAUUUUAUACACCUAUGCUAGAAAUGUAAUUAUAUUAUUUUCAUCUUUUGCUGUUAAUUAACAUCUAUCUUGUAGCACUCUUUAUGUUCCACAAAUUGCUUCCUAAAUGUUCAGUCCUCAUUUGUAUUAUUUUCUGAGCUGUGUUGAACUGGGCUGCCCACACCUUCAUUUGACUCUUGACUUCUUCUUUGCACCAACUGGUCUACCACAUCCUCUCCCCAAACCAUCACCAACCCCACAGUUUUUGUUUUGUUUGUUUUGUUUUUUUAAAACAUCCCUUUAAUCAUAUCUUUUCCUAUAAACCAUGCAUUCCCACCAGAUAAAGGCCUAAGCUCCUUGGUGUGGCCUUGACUCAAAAGUCCUUGGAGCUGAGAGCAUUGUUAGCUUAAUCUCCAGUCACAAUAAAUAGCUACCCCUUCCUGUGUCACCCCAGCUCUGCUCUGCCUGCAAAUCCGUUGCUCUGACCUAGAAUGUGGUCAUUUUCUUGUGGUGGGCUGUCUCCAUCUUUAGCCGCCACCUCUCUCACCAUCUGCACACGCAGAUAACCAAAACCUAGGUCAUCCCUACUUGGGUGUGUCCAGGGCACUUGCCAAAUGAAUGAAUGCUUCCAGCUUAGCACUUAGCAGCAUCAGCUCCCUGCCUCUCUCUCUGCACAGAGAACAAAGAAAAGAUGUGCGGUGCACAGUGCUGUUAUGAACUUGCUAGGUAUUACAGCCCUGAGCGCGUGUGUUUUACAACUACAUAGCUGAAUUCUCGUGAGUGGAGAUGUGGUUGAGGUUCAGUAGAGUCCUGAACUUACUUAUGCUGUUUUCUGAGAGGAAAUAAUUUCCUUGCUUCUUGCUUCUGCUAACUACUCGCUUGUUGCUAUUGUUGUUGUUGUUGUUAAUCCUGGGAUGGGGUGUGCAGGUCAGGGGACAACUUUGGCUUGGGUUCUCCCUCUCUAGCUUUAUGUGGGUUCCAGGAACCAGACUCAAGUAGAUAACAUGUGCAGCAAGCUGUUUUUACCUACUGAGCCAUCUCACAGUCCAGUCACAACAGUACCCAGUUUACUUCAUGAAACUGUGUUCUGAGCGCUAGAGCUGGUGUGUUUGUUUAUUUGUUUGUUUUGUCAUUGUUGGUUUUUGUUUUUUGUUUUUGUUUUUUUUUUUCUUCUUCCCAGACAGGGUUUCACUGUAUAGCCUUGGAUGUCCUGGACCUCCAAGCUCUAAAGACCAAGCUUCCAGGAACUCACAGAGAUCCCCAUGCCUCUGCCUCCUGAGUUCUGGGAUCAAAGGUGUGCACUACUGUGCCCCACUCUGUUAUUUUGUUUUUGUUUUUAUCAUUUUGUAUUGUUUGGUUUUAGAAUAAUUAUUUUCAAACUUGCCUACUAUAGCUCCUGCAUUGAAAUCCAAAGGCCCUGCUUUGGGAAAGGCCAAACAUUUACCUCUCUUUAGUCUGUUUUCUGCUGCUCUAACAAUAUACCCAAGGCUGAGUACCGGAAGAGGAAUGCAUGUUUCUCGGUACUGAGCAGUCUGGGAGCACUGUGCAGUCAUUUGCUUGGUGUCUGGUGAAGGCUGCAUGGUACAUCCUAAGAAUCACUGGAUAGCAGGGGAUACUGCGCAGUGAGAGCACUCAGAGACCUGCCAUUCUAAGUGCUAAUUUCUUCCUUUAUAGGGGCCACACCUUUAUGACAUCAUUCCAUCCCGUUAGUACCAUUAGUGGAUGAAAUUGAGGAUGCAGGCUCUAACACAUAAGUCUGGGGGUGUCACACUCAAACCAUAGCAAGGAAGCCUCAACUGCCUCGCUCUUCUUUCUCUUUUGGCCUAUACAUGGAUGGAGAUGCUGAGAACAGUGUGGAAAAGGGCACGUUUGCCUCUCCCAGCAAACAGCACUGAGCUAGCUUUACCAGGUUCUUCUCAGGUCCUUCUCAGGUCUGUUUCUAGUCACAUGAUACUAUUUGAUUGUCACUUUAGCAAGGUAUAUGCAAUCGUACCUGGUCUUCGAUUUAACCAGCCCAGAGCUUAUUUUUCAAACACUGAAAGUCCUAGAUUCGUGUCGAUGGAGUGAUUUGAUUUUUACAGUGCUGCAAAUCUAAGAUAUAGCUGUAGUUUUCAGGUUUAUCACCAUGACACUAAAGUAUAGUCAAGGAAAAAAAAAAUACCCAGCUUGAAUUCAUUAUAAAUAAAACGGAAGGAAUGUUUACUUUUGAGGACUAAUAGUUCCCCCCUCCCUUCUUUUUGUGAUUUCUUGCUUACAUAAUUUGUUAUGAAAGAGUGCUUCUAGGUAAGCCAUCUCUCCAGAGUGCUUGUAACGUCUUCUGUUCUGCUCUGGAAGGGUUAAGAGGAGACAGCAUCCUGUCAAAGACCUUGUUUUUAAUUUUGCUUCUCAUACUGGCGCUGAUCCUGCUAAGAGCAGCCCAGAUUAGUUCGGGAAACCUUUGAAGAGAUUUAAGAUGUCCUUCAGCCAGUUUGAAGGUUUUUGUCUUGCAAAUCCAGUACAAGGGCGCCUGCAGGCAUCUCGACCCUUGCUGAGCCGCUGAUGCAGCUCAAGGUCACUCUAACCCGCCCUGUGACAUUCAACAACAACAGAAAAAAAAUUAUGCGGUGGAACUGCUUCAGCAUUCAGCCAACCAACAACUUCCUCAGUGAGGGAACUGGGGAAGAAGUCUCUCUCCCCUCCCCCCACCUCUACUCUCUUUUUUUUUUGGGGGGGGGGGAGGCUUUGUGAAUUUUUUGCUGUAGGAAAUAAUCCCGGAUUUCUGGUGUGCGUGAUGACAAGGUCAUUUCUUAAUUAGAACACAUGUAAAGAAGAAAGCUAAAUGGCUUCAAAACAGCUUUGUAGUUGAUGGAGAGGAUUUAAAUUAUUUAAAGAGAUAGUCACCCAUGUAUGAUGGAAACCGAAUUCUAAAGGCAUUAACUCCUUCCUCCCCAUCUCCUUGCCCUUUCUUUGCAUUCUCCAUGUCUGACAUUGCGGGGUUGCACUCUAAAAUAAGGAAAAUUUGUCCAAGAGUCUGGUUUAUGUUUUGAGACAAAACAUAAUUUAUAAAUGUAAUCCUGAGAUAAACUUUUAAUGGAGUUUUCUCUCGGAGACACGGCUCCUGGAAAUUUUAUCAAAUGGCUGGAAGAACUAGGGCUGACCCUCUGGCGGCUGUGAUUCAUUUAUACUGUAUAGGAGGGAGGUGCGUAGGGCCUGAUACCUUCUCUCUCUCCCCCCUGACACACCCACUUCCGAUGGAGAUGCCUCACUGAACUCAUUAGCCCCUGUUUCUUUCAAAUCAACAGCGGAUCCAGAUCAGGUCUUUCAAGUUUCCAAGAAUUGACACGGAUUUAAAAUGGACCUUCCAAAAUUUGUUUCUGAGGGCAGUUGACAUGCUAAGGCUAAUAACACCAGACCCAUGAAUACUUCACAGCCAUGUUGGGUUUGCUCUGCUGUGGGCCAGUAGCUCAAUGAGAUAGACUCCAGGAGAGUCAAUGUCUUCUGCUUGGACUUCAUGCAUGACCCUGGGGCCCAAUAAUGAAAGAUUAAUUAAUUUUAUGAUUGUUAUAUUUAUAGGUAUUAGAUAUAAACCAUUAAAAUUGUUAUUUCUUUAUGUGAGAGAAAAUCACAUUUGGGCCGAGAAACUUGAUUUGAGUUUGAUGAUAUUGGCAGAAGAAUUUCCUCAGAAUUCAGACCCCAUUGCUUUUCUGCAAAUAGGAGCUAAUGGGAAUCUGGCCAACUAGUGUGUAAAGAUGUAUAGUAGUUUCAGUGUGAGUAUUUUAACAGGUAGUUUGGAUUCUGUAAGCUACACUUAACAUUUUUAAGUUGGAGUGGAUAACACAGUAGAUUGUAUAAGAACUACCUAGAAUUUACUAGACCUGUUCUUGGGAGGGAUUUUCUUCCUGUCAAGAAACAUUUGUUUUGAGUCCAUGAAAAGAAAAAGGACUCUUACAUCAAGACACAUAGUUUUAGGUACAGAUAUCGAAAAGGAUUUCAGGUUUGCCAAGAGACAUAGUAGAAGGGACUCUAUAUGCAGGGACAUGGCGCCAGGCAGUGAGCUUUGCCCUUGCCUGGAGUCUGGUAUGCCCUAAAUGUCAUGUAUGACCCAAGCUCACCUGCUACUCGUUCUAAUUUACUGUCCUAAUUCAUCGAUUUGUUAUCGCUAAUUGUUCUUCAUUUACUUGUGUGUAGUUUCCAGUACCUAAAGGGUUGAAAGGUUGCUGUAAUUGGCACCCGCAGCUGCUCUUUCUUUUGACAGGGGAUAAUUUUGCAGCCUAUGCUUUGUGUGACAGCUGCCUAAUUGGGCAUUCUCCUCUUGUAGCAAGCCUGCCUCCUCCAGCCUCCCUGCUGACAAAUGGUGGUGGAUUAUAGAUGAGGACAAGCUGACCCAUUCGACCUUGCUGAGACAGCGGGGAGGGGCCUCCUGCUACUUUAGGGAAGCUUUAGGUCAUUUAGAGGACAAGGUCAGGAGCCAGGUGGAGAAAUGACAUGAUAUCACAUGACAGUAGCCUGGUGACAUGGUCCGCAUGUCAAGGACAAAGGUAUCAGUAUUGAUUAAACAUUCCUGCAAUACUUCACUGCAUUCCCUAUUUCUUAAUUAUUGCUCCUGAGGUUUUUUUUUUUUUUUUUAGGAGAGUGUGGGGUGCAAAGGAAGGGCGCAGAAAGAACGCACUAAGCUGUGUUUUAACUGUGCCAGAGCAUUUGUUUACAUGAAAAUAGACGUGCUUGGGGAAGCUUCCUAAUGAAGUUUGUUCAGUUAGACGAGUGUUCUAUUCUGCUCUUAAUUAUAGUUUAGUUUGCCGCCCUUUGGCUAGCAGGGCUUCUCAAGGUAUUCACACACGAAGGCAGACAAAUUAAAAUGAGGUAAUGUGUGUUGGUAUAAAAAGUGUUUCCCUUCUGUCAUCCCGCUCUCCAAUGACUGGCAUGGCUUUUGUGUGUUGAAUAAAAGAAAAAUAAGUCAAUGGCAACUAUAAAUGGCUAAUUAAAGAGAACCUGAAAACUCUAGGUUUAAGAGAUCAAAUACCCGCCUGUGCCUCCAGACUCUAAAGUGUUACAGAUACUCUUUAAAGCACUUCUGAGACCUGAGCAUAUUUUCAAAUGGCAUGGAAUUAUACUUAGUGUAAUAGCUUCGAGAUAAAUGGAAAUUCUUUCAUUGUUAUUAGCAAGGCACACGCUCUUUUUUGAUAGUAGGUUUGAGCUAUUCCAUUUUAAGUGUAAAAUCAGAAGAAUCCAUGCUGAGUCUAUUAACCCUAUCAUAUCACUUGAAAGUUCUAUCUGUGAGUUAUAUACUGGAUAGAUAGCCCAAUUUGUAAGAAUGUCUCCUUUUUGAAAACAGUGAGCAUUUGUAACACACAACAGAUCAUGGUUCUCAGGAGUGGAAAAAACAAUUGUUUUGCAUGCUGUCAGGUAGAAGCCCUCAGUGGAACAGUGGGACAUUUUAUCCCUCUGAGGAUAAAAAUUGAAGAAUGAUAAAAUAUGGGGUGUUGUAUAUGUGUGUGUUUGUGUGUGCACUCAUGUGUAAAAUGAUGGUUUGCCUACGCCGGGCAUGUGUUGAGCUGUUCUCAAAGCCUGACUCGGUCUUGGUGGAGGUUUAAUCCUGUGCCCUUGUGCGUGUACACUUGAUUAGUAGUUGUGGUUAUCUCAGCAGAAGACAUACCGCCCUCCUCCUUGUAUUGGUCGGGACCCGGGCACUGGGGAGUCAAGGCAAAGGAGAAAGAAGAGAGGUUUUGCAUUAGUAUGCUAUGAAAGCCUUACUGGCUGCAGAACAAAUUGAUUGCUCCGUCGGUCGGUAUACCUGUGCUUGGCACCACUGCUGUGAAAGAAAGAUACUGACGUGCGUUUGGUGAGCAACGAAAGAUGAUGAAGAAAGAAAACCAGCAUAUUCCCUGAGACCUGGGUGCCAGCGCUGCCGCUGUGCUAAGGAAGUUGCGAGGCUGGCCCUUGCCUAGCCACUCAUCAGUGCUGUAGUCUGCACCCGAGUUUGCCCCAGCCUCUGAGCCCCUCGUCACUGCCUGAAGAUCCCCUGGUCAGAAUGUUAACAGUGCAUCUCUGCCCGACUGCUAUGGGAGGUGAUCAGGUGACGCUCACUUCCUGACGUCACGUGGGAUCUUACUGACGAGAGGAGCUCUUUCACGUGAACGGAAGCCGAGCCCCUGUGAGCGCUUGUAUUGAACAUGACUCAUGGAGAAGAGCUUGGCUCUGAUGUGCAUCAGGAUUCUAUUGUCUUAACUUACCUCGAAGGGUUACUAAUGCAUCAGGCAGCAGGGGGAUCAGGCACUGCCAUUAACAAAAAGUCUGCUGGCCACAAAGAGGAAGACCAGAACUUUAACCUCUCGGGCAGUGCGUUUCCCUCCUGUCAAAGCAAUGGUCCCACUGUCAGUACCCAGACGUACCAGGGAUCUGGCAUGCUGCACCUCAAAAAAGCCAGACUGCUGCAGUCUUCCGAGGACUGGAACGCGGCAAAGCGGAAGAGGCUGUCUGAUUCCAUCGUGAAUUUAAACGUAAAGAAGGAAGCGUUGCUGGCUGGCAUGGUUGACAGUGUGCCUAAAGGCAAACAGGAUAGCACAUUGCUGGCCUCUUUGCUUCAGUCAUUCAGCUCUAGGCUGCAGACUGUUGCUCUGUCACAGCAGAUUAGACAGAGCCUCAAGGAGCAGGGAUAUGCCCUCAGUCACGAGUCUUUAAAAGUGGAGAAGGAUUUAAGGUGCUAUGGCGUGGCCUCAAGUCACUUAAAAACUCUGUUGAAGAAAAGUAAAACCAAGGAUCAAAAGUCAGGUCCCACCCUCCCUGACGUGACUCCAAACCUUAUCAGAGAUAGCUUUGUUGAGUCAUCCCAUCCCGCAGUGGGACAAAGUGGGACAAAGGUCAUGAGUGAGCCCUUGUCAUGUGCUGCAAGAUUACAGGCUGUUGCCAGCAUGGUGGAGAAAAGGGCGAGUCCCGCUGCCUCCCCAAAGCCUAGUGUUGCCUGCAGCCAGUUGGCGCUGCUCCUGUCCAGCGAGGCCCACCUGCAGCAGUACUCUCGGGAACAUGCUCUAAAAACGCAGAACGCACAUCAGGUGGCAAGCGAAAGACUUGCAGCCAUGGCCAGAUUGCAAGAGAAUGGGCAGAAGGACGUGGGCAGUUCGCAGCUCUCCAAAGGGGUGUCUGGCCAUCUCAACGGGCAGGCCAGAGCACUGCCGGCAAGCAAACUGGUGGCCAACAAGAAUAACGCUGCCACCUUUCAGAGUCCAAUGGGUGUUGUCCCUUCCUCCCCCAAAAACACGAGCUAUAAGAACUCACUGGAAAGAAACAACCUAAAGCAGGCUGCUAAUAACAGUCUGCUUUUGCAUCUCCUCAAAAGCCAGACCAUACCCACGCCGAUGAACGGGCACAGCCAGAACGAGAGAGCGAGCAGUUUUGAGAGUAGCACGCCCACCACGAUUGAUGAGUACUCCGAUAACAACCCGAGCUUUACAGAUGACAGCAGUGGAGACGAAAGCUCGUACUCCAAUUGCGUUCCCAUAGACCUGUCUUGCAAACACCGGAUCGAAAAGCCGGAAGCUGAGCGGCCCGUUUCGCUGGAGAACCUAACCCAGUCCUUGUUAAACACGUGGGAUCCCAAGAUCCCCGGCGUUGACAUCAAAGAAGAUCAAGAUACCUCAACAAAUUCCAAGCUGAAUUCACACCAGAAAGUCACUCUUCUUCAGUUGCUGCUCGGCCAUAAAAGUGAAGAAACUGUUGAAAGGAACGCCAGCCCUCAGGACAUCCAUAGUGAUGGGACUAAGUUCAGUCCUCAGAAUUACACAAGGACUUCUGUCAUCGAAAGCCCCAGUACCAACAGGACUACCCCAGUGAGCACUCCACCACUGUAUACAGCCAGCCAAGCAGAGUCUCCCAUCAAUCUUUCCCAGCACUCUCUGGUCAUCAAGUGGAAUUCCCCGCCGUAUGCCUGCAGUACUCCCGCUUCCAAGCUCACGAACACCGCGCCUAGCCACCUGAUGGACCUCACGAAAGGCAAAGAGUCCCAAGCCGAGAAACCAGCCCCGAGUGAAGGUGCACAAAAUUCCGCCACGUUCAGUGCCAGUAAACUGUUACAAAAUUUGGCUCAGUGCGGAUUGCAGUCUUCCGGGCCAGGGGAAGAGCAGAGACCCUGCAAACAGCUGUUAAGUGGAAACCCAGACAAACCUCUCGGUCUGAUUGAUAGAUUAAACAGCCCUCUGCUCUCAAAUAAAACCAAUGCGGCUGAAGAGAGCAAAGCCUUCAGCAGUCAGCCUGCCGGGCCUGAGCCGGGACUUCCUGGUUGUGAGAUAGAAAAUCUCUUGGAAAGACGGACUGUCCUUCAGUUGCUCCUGGGAAAUUCCAGCAAAGGGAAGAAUGAGAAGAAAGAGAAAACCCCCGCACGAGACGAGGCUCCUCAGGAGCAUUCGGAGAGGGCUGCAAAUGAACAGAUACUCAUGGUGAAGAUUAAAUCCGAGCCUUGUGACGACUUCCAGACCCACAACACAAACCUGCCCUUAAACCACGAUGCCAAGAGCGCCCCCUUCUUAGGUGUGACUCCCGCCAUCCACAGGAGCACAGCGGCCUUACCAGUGUCGGAGGACUUUAAAUCCGAGCCUGCUUCACCUCAGGAUUUCUCUUUCUCAAAGAACGGGCUGUUGAGUCGCUUGCUGAGACAGAAUCAAGAGAGUUACCCGGCAGAUGAGCAGGACAAGAGUCACAGAAACAGUGAGCUGCCAACCCUGGAGUCGAAGAACAUCUGCAUGGUCCCGAAGAAAAGGAAGCUGUAUACGGAACCACUGGAGAAUCCAUUUAAAAAGAUGAAAAAUACUGCCGUAGAUACUGCCAAUCAUCACAGCGGCCCGGAAGUACUCUACGGGUCGUUGCUUCAUCAGGAAGAGCUGAAGUUUAGCAGGAAUGAGCUCGAUUAUAAAUACCCUGCUGGGCAUAGUUCAGCCAGCGAUGGUGACCACAGGAGUUGGGCCAGAGAGAGCAAAAGCUUCAAUGUUCUCAAGCAGCUGCUGCUCUCCGAGAACUGUGUGCGAGAUCUGUCCCCACACAGGAGUGACUCUGUCCCCGACACGAAAAAGAAAGGACACAAAAACAACGCGCCCGGCAGCAAACCUGAAUUCGGCAUUUCUUCUUUAAAUGGACUGAUGUAUAGUUCCCCGCAGCCUGGCAGUUGUGUGACGGAUCAUAGGACAUUUUCAUACCCGGGAAUGGUAAAGACCCCUCUGAGCCCUCCUUUCCCAGAGCACUUGGGCUGUGUGGGGUCCAGACCAGAACCUGGGCUUUUGAAUGGAUGUUCCGUGCCCGGUGAGAAGGGACCCAUUAAGUGGGUCAUCGCAGAUAUGGAUAAGAAUGAAUACGAAAAAGACUCUCCAAGACUGACCAAAACUAAUCCGAUCCUCUAUUACAUGCUCCAGAAGGGAGGGGGCAAUUCUGUUACCACACAAGAAACCCAGGACAAAGACAUCUGGAGGGAGCCUGCGUCAGCCGAGAGUCUCUCACAGGUUACAGUCAAAGAAGAGCUACUUCCCGCUGCAGAAACUAAAGCUUCUUUCUUUAAUCUAAGAAGCCCGUACAAUAGCCAUAUGGGAAAUAAUGCUUCUCGCCCACACAGUACAAAUGGAGAAGUGUAUGGACUUCUGGGAAACGCGCUCACCAUAAAAAAAGAGUCAGAAUAAAUGUGUACCUGCCAUACCACUUUGGGUCUUUUUAAAAUUUAGUCAGUAUGAACUUGAGAUCUGUAUAAAUAAGAGCAUGAUUUGAGAAAAGCAUGGUAUAACUGAAACUCCUUCCUUUUGAAAGUAUUGGUCACUGGUGAUGUUUAAAUAUGCAUACUAAUUUUUGCUUAACAUUAGAUGUCAUGAGGAAACAAUUGAACUCGAGGUUGGUUGUUUACUAUUUCUGUAUGCAUCAGAUAACAACUGUGACUAGCCUACGAAUGAACCUGUUUUUAUAAUCGUAAAUAAGAGGCAUACAUUAAAAUGCACAACUUCACCAGUAGUGGAUUGAUGCAACUUGCUGUCUUUAUUAGGGUUGUUCAUUUCCCAUCUCAGAAGCCAGCCUACAUAACGUGUUUGUAACAUCCAAACUGUUAGCUAUUUGGAAGAUAACCAAAUUAGGAAAAAAAAAAAAACCCAGAAGCCUUGUGCUGAUUCACACCUCAUCAGUCUAAAAGUAAGAAAAAGCAAUGCUUACAUUUUUUCACUUUUGCUAAACAAAAUUCUUUUUAACUCUUGGAAGGGGUUUUGCGGUUCCCAAUGAGUCUGCCCCACCCCAGACCUUUUCAAUAUAUAUAUUUCUUUAAACCUUUUACUAUUUAGUAACAAUUGAUUACAAUAGAGGGGAGUUUAAUAGAUCCUUAAAAAUAAAAGGCAGAUUUCCAUUUUUUUAUAUUUUGACUACUUUACUAAAUUAAUACUCCUCCUUUUUCAAAAUUAGAGAAGGAAAUCUUCACUCACCUUCAGGCUGUUUCCUGGACAAUUGACUACUUAGAAAUCGUUUUUAACAAAAGCAGAAAUGGGUUUUCUUUGGAUGGUUUUUACCGUCUCUUUUGAAAGUUGAUCCUCACCACUCCUGUGGGACCCGUGACUUUACAACCAGGAUUUCUUAAUUCUGGACAGAGACACUGCAUUCAUCUGACUAUCACAUGAGUCUCUGGAACAGUUAUUUAAAUGCAGACUCCUAGGCAGCAUCUCAGGUCUACAGAACACCGUCUCCAAGUGGACCCGGGCGUCCUCCUUCCGCCUGUAUCCUGACAUGUUCUGUAUGUGCUUCUUCCGCACACUGAUGUUUGAAAACUGUGGCUUAGGACUUUUCCAGAACAUGAGACUUUAAAGUAACUAUCUGAUGCCUAUACUUUUCCCCCAAUACAGUCACAUAUCCACUCAAAAUUUGCAAUAUCAUAGUUCCAAUCUUACUAUUAUAUCUUUGGAAAUCGGGUUCGGAAUACUUUUUAUGACAAAAAAAAAAAAUUGGGUAGAGGGGACAACUUUCCUAUCUGGGUCAACAUCUCAGGAAAAUCUGUGAUUAUUUAUUUGCUCUAAUUAGUAAGAUUAACUUAAUUAGCCUUAGGGGUGGAAUAACAGGGCCACUUAGCAAACUCAGGUGAUCCCAGGACGGUUGGGAAACUUCUUGAAUACAUCCUUACCUGCUAGUCAAACUGUCCUCUGCACAGCAGUGUUUAUGGAGUUAACAGAUUCAACCCAAGAAAGACAUCAAACUCAGAUUACCUGAAACCAAAUCAAAGGGCACUUAUCAAUCCAUGACAGGACCUGCACAGUCACUUCACGGAUCAAUUCAUUUUAAACAGGCAUUAAAAGUAAAUACUGACAUUGUCUUGAAAGAACUUAAUAUAUAAUUGAGCCACGUGGAAUUUCAGUCUUGAAACAGGUUGGUUUUUAAGUUCAUUUGUUUAUAGCCCACAGUUCCUCCUCCAGGCAAUAUUUUUUGUUUUUCAGUUUUGAGCCAGGUUAACAACUGACUUAUCAAAAACUUACUGUGUACUCAGCAGUUAAGUAGGAAGAAGUUUAUUUGGAAUUGUUAUACAUACUUGAAGUUGUUUCUAAGAUUUUUUUUAUAUAUAUUACAAAUGGACAUUAUUUCUUAAUUACCUAAAAUUCUAAAUGGUUAUUUUUUCUCAAGAUGAUUUGUAAAUAGUUAAUGGGUAUGUUAUAUGGUAACCAGAGUGUAUGUUAUGCAACAUCAGAGAAAGGAGAACGUGUAUGCUUAUUCUGCUAUGAAAAAUUCCACUGGCCAGUGAGGUACUUUACUCCAUGUUUAUACUGUGACAAUCUCAUUGUCUACACUAUAUAAAUAAGCUUUACACUUAGUCAUUUUUCUUGGUCAUGGUGAAAGGGCUGGAGCCUUAGAAAUAUAUUGUAGGAUGCUGGAGUUCGUCCUCUGUUCACGGCGCAGUAGUCUUCUUACAAUGGAACAGCACUUAGGUCAGGGAAACGUCCAGAGCCAGCAUCGCUUCGCUUUGUUUUGUUUUGUUUUUGUUGGAAUGAGAAUAUGUAAGACAAAAAUAAACAUGCCUAUGAAGGAUGCUGUUCUGACUUUCUAGAGAAUAACCCCCCCCCCAUGUUUUGUUUAGAGAAAUCUUAAAGAAGAGAAAGGGCAUAAUACAUCCACAAAUUCACUUUGCAUAUGUAGAUUCAAAUAUGCACAUACACAUUUUCGAGGACUAUUUUCGAUAUCUGGGCAGUUUCUUCCUAAUAAAGUCAUUUGUGAAUGGGUACUACAGCUCUCAUUGACAUCAGUAAGGUAGCAUUACCUGUUUAUUCUCUGCUACAUCUUACAGAAGAAUAAACUGGUGAGAGUAUAUAUUUUCUAUAUAUAUACAUAUAUAUAUAUAUAAAUGUGUAUAUAUAUAUAUUGACUUGUUACAUGAAGAUGUUAAAAUUGGUUUUUAAAGGUAAUGUAAAUAAUGAUUUCCUUAAUGAAAAAAUACAUAUUUUGUAUUGUUCUAAUGCAACAGAAAAACCUUUUAAUUUCUUUGGUUCCUGUAUAUUCCAUGUAUUAAGUGUAAAUAUAAUCAGACAGGUUUAAAAAAAUGUGCAUGUAUGUAUACAGUUGCAAGUCUGGACAAAUGUAUAAAAUAAACCUUUUAUUUAAGUCUGCGUACCUGCUGCAUGACGACAAGUGCAUGGGGGACCCUGUGCAUCUGUGCAUUCGACAGAAACCGUCUUAAGUCAGGGCAGAUGGUCAUCCAACACGACAGUAUUCCAUUUCCGGACAUGACCUCUGUGGCUUAUGCUUUGUGAGAAAAUGUGCUUCGAAUUCAAGGGUCUUAAUUUUUUUUUCUUUUUAAUCAACCACUUUCAACAUUAAAGAACUCACAGAGCAACUUCACAACUCUUCAAAUCCCAUUGGAAACAUAACCAGGAAUAGUCCAGUGUUCCUAAAUGCUGGAAUAUAGGCACAUUACCGUUCAUGGUAAGAAUCUUGGGUUUACAGCCAGUUUUGAUGCAGCCUGCUUAGUGAUAUUAAUUUGCCAUUUUUAUUAUUAAAUUUGAUUUCUUUAUGUGAUGUAAUGAAUUGUACAUACCGCAGUGUGAAUUUUUUUUUAAAUCUUUUAGUGUUUACUUCCUGCAGUGAAUUUGAAUAAAUGAGAAAUGCAUUGUCUCUAACUUGAAAUGGCUUCUUUUUUGUGGGCUUUCUCUGGUUUUUAGGUUUUCCAUUAAUGUUAAAGUCCAAGGUCAUAGAGAGAAAAAGGAAAAAAGCAAUAGACAUGUAUUUUGUCUGUCUCAGAAAAAUGAAGGGGGAAAAAAAUAAGCAACUGAUUAGCAAGUUAGUAUAUUUAGAAACCUGUAAUUAAAGUAUAGCUCAAAAUGACAGCUGGCCUGUGGUCUGUCUUCCAUUUCUCAGUAUGUAACUGAAUGACCACUACAUGGUUUUGUUUUUUUUUUUUAAACUGAAGUUUGUACAGUGUUCCAAAAUAAAGUUAAUUAGAUACAUA